GGGAAAUAGUCAUAAGCCAGGGACGUGGGGGAUUUACUGUGAUCUUAAGGAAUAUUUGAUUAUAAAUAACUCUAGAACAAAGGAAAAAGCAAUCUACAUGAUGAGAUGUAUAUGGGAAAUUUGCGGGGGACAUUACAAAGAUUCGACUAAGGUAGUAAGAUUUGUUCCCACACAAAGGAUUAACCUAUAUGCAGAAACACAACGCAUAUAUGAUGAAUAUGAUAAUAGAAUGGUAAUGAUAGGAGCAAAACGUGGUUUCUAUGAAUAA
Messenger RNA from Racocetra persica, 268 nucleotides. The record is from the annotation of a GenBank genome assembly. NCBI's taxonomy places the organism in Eukaryota, Fungi, Glomeromycota, Glomeromycetes, Diversisporales, Gigasporaceae.